This is a messenger RNA of Cherax quadricarinatus, 4756 nucleotides long. The record is from RefSeq and is a predicted model, not a curated record. Lineage: Eukaryota; Metazoa; Arthropoda; Malacostraca; Decapoda; Parastacidae.
UGUACCUGCAUGCCAGCACAGUGUGUAAGUUUAUUUAGGUACAGGUAUACGUAAGUUUAAUUAUCAGAGUAUAUAUGAAAUAUGAAAUAACUUUUAAAAAUACAGUGGACCCCCGCAUAACGAUUACCUCCAAAUGCGACCAAUUAUGUAAGUGUAUUUAUGUAAGUGCGUUUGUACGUGUAUGUUUGGGGGUCUGAAAGGAAUAAUCUACUUCACAAUAUUCCUUAUGGGAAUAAAUUCGGUCAGUACUGGCACCUGAACAUACUUAUGGAGUGAAAAAAUAUCGUUAACCGGGGGUCCACUGUACUUGAAAUUUUGGAGUUUUCAGACAUGAUGGAGAGACUUGGUGCUUACAGAGCUCACGGAGAAUGUAAACAAACUGGGUGGGGCACGAUGACCACAUUAGAAAGUCAGGUGGGGGGAGCCGUAUCGCGAGUUUUGGUCAUAAUUUGAAAUGUCUGUAUUAGCGGAAUGACAAAAAAGCAGAACGUUAUAAAGCUGGGCCCUACUGUAUAUUAGAGCUGAUAUCUACUACUAUAUUUAUUACAGUAUACAGUACACUACUGUGUAAACAUAUAAAAAUAUACAAGAAAUGCUAUAAAUGGUACAAAGGUGACAAUAAAACAAUAUCAAAGAUGGUUGACACAAACCCAUUACCAUUAUAGCAUGCUUCUCACAUUGCGACGAAUUUGUUUAACGAUGUGAUCUUAGGAACAGAACUCCUUCGUUAAGUGAGGAGAGGCUGUAUCUGAAUACAUUCACCUCCAUACUCUCUCCCUCCAAUCUGAUAUCCCAUCUCUUGUUACUUAAUUUUCUUGUUUUCCUCAUCACCUUACUUUUUCCUAUAUUCACUUUUAAUUUUCUUGUUUUACAUGAUGUUAUCUUUAAUUUUAAAACUAGCCUCUUUCUCCCGGCACUUUAGUUGCCUCUUAUGACACACAUGACUUAUGGAUGAAUGAUUCUUUACCACUUCCCCAUUACAGAAUUAAUAUUGUAAUGUUAUUUGAAUUAAUGUCAUCUUUUUUAUCAGGCAUGUGCUUGGAGAGUUGAAGAAUUACAGUUAUUGACAGACUCUGUCAUCUCCUGGGAGAUAGUGCCUCGUAAUCUACUGUUAGUUGCAAGGACCAUGCCAAAGUUAGCCAGCACUGAGUUAAAAUUGAAUGGGUUUAAAAAAACUCCUCUGCAGUGCCAAAAUCAGUGGCGCUAUGUUGUAACAGCAUUCAAACAUGGAGGUUACAAGCAACUUGCUGAACAGAUUAAUCUUAUCUAUUUAUUGAUGCCUUGUAUGCUAAACCCCAAUCUGUUUUAUUAUUAUACUGUCAAUAAUCCUAACUGGAAAAAAAAAAGAAAGCAACACAUCCAGAGUAGUCUUAUAAAAACGUCUGUGGAAGCAGAAAGGACCGAAGAGCAUAUGCUUUCAUAUGUUCAGGUUAAUGUACCACAGCUGUUAGAUCCCAAGAAAUGCCAUGACAAGAUCUCUACUGAUGAAAAACUAGAGAGGAAAGAGGAGGAAGUUGUUAGUGCAUCGUCUGUAGAAGCAGCAAAAACAAAAACAAAACAGACCAAAACACCUCUGUCACAGAGUGUAUGUGAAGAGCAUUCACCAAGAGAAAGUCCACAGAAUAUGACAAAAGAUAACCAAAACGUGGGUGUGCCCAAAAUUCCUGAAGCCAGUAUGAAAGAAACUAAAAACAAAAAUGCUUUAUGGAAUAUGCUUUCAUACUUUCGGAUUAAUGUACCACAGCUGUUAGACCCUAAGAAACAUCAUGACAAGACCUCUACUGAUGAAAAACGAGAGACAAAAGAGGAGGAAGUUGUUAGUGCAUCGUCUGUAGAAGCAGCAAAAAUAAAAACAACACAGGCCGAAACACCUCUGUCACAGAGUGUAUGUGAAGAGCAUUUACCAAGAGAAAGUCCACAGAAUAUGAUAAAAGAUAACCAAAAUGUGGGUGUGCCCAAAAUUCCUGAAGUCGGUAUGAUGGAAACUAAAAACAAAAGUGCUGCAGGGAAUAUGCUUUCAUAUGUUCAGGUUAAUGUACCACAGCCGUUAGACCCUAAGAAACAUCAUGACAAGACCUCUAGUGAUGAAAAACGAGAGUUGAAAGAGGAAGUGGUUAGUGCAUCAUCUGUGGAAGCAGCAAAAACAAAAACAACACUGACCAAAACACCUCUGUCACAGAGUGUAUGUGACGAGCAUUCACCAAAAGAAAGUCAACAGAUGGUAAAAGAUAACCAAAAUGUGGGUGUGCCCAAAAUUCCUGAAGUCGGUAUGAUGGAAACUAAAAACAAAAGUGCUACAGGGAAUAUACUUUCAGAUGUUCAGGUUAAUGCACCACAGCUGUUAGAUCCUAAGAAACAUCAUGACAAGAUCUCUACUGAUGAAAAACGAGAGAUGAAAGAGGAGGGAGUUGUUAGUACUGUUGUUAGUGCAUCAUCUGUGGGAGCAACGAAAACAACACGGACCGAAACACCUCUGUCACAGAGUGUAUGUGAAGAGCAUUCACCAAGAGAAAGUCCACAUAAGAUGAUAAAAGAUAAUCAAAAUGUGGGUGUGCCCAAAAUUCUUGAAGCCAGUAUGAUGGAAACUAAAAACAAAAGCACUACAGGAAAUAUAUUUUCAGAUGUUCAGGUUAAUGUACCACAGCUGUUAGCCCCUAAGAACUGUCAUGACGAGAUCUCGACUGAUGAAAAACGAGAAAUGAAAGAGCAGGAAGUUGUUAGCCCAUCAUCUGUGGAAGCAGUAAAAACAACAUGGACAGAAACACCUCUGUCACAGAGUGUAUGUGAAGAGCAUUCACCAAGAGAUAGUCCACAGAAGAUGAUAAAAGAUAACCAAAAUGUGGGUGUGCCCAAAGUUCCUGAAUUGAGUAUGAUGGAAACUAAAAACAAAAGUGUUAAGAUCUCUACUGAUGAAAAACGAGAGACGAAAGAGGAGGAAGUUAGUAGUGCAUCAUCUGUCAGUAUUAAGAAAAAACCAAAUGAUUUGGAAUUUGUAAGAAUUUCAGCUACAGUUUCAUCAUUAAACAAAAAGCCAUUAAAAUUUAAAGAGGUUAAGAAACGACCAGCUGAUGAAGUACAGGACAUGCCUACAUUAUCUACCACAGUAAUGAUAACUUCUCAGAGUACUCCAUCAGAGAAAUCUACCUAUAUUUUGCAGUGUGAUUCACAGGAGGAUAAAGUGCAGGUAAUGAUAUUAAAUGUAUCUAAAAGUAAAAAGGCCACAUUAAUUGAAUGCAGUACUGUGCAAGGAGUUAUUCCACCUCGAAUCAUCAGACUCUAUUAUCCCCCUAAUUGUAAACUUCCAGCUGGUCUUACACACAUGUACAUUCCAAGGAUAUUGGUUCAUUCAGAUACCGUAAACUCUAUUAAAAAAAUGAAGGUAUCACAUUCUAAUGAUAAAUAUCCUAUAAUCAAAUUUGAAAAGAACUCUAGUUCCUCAUCAUUCACUCCUUCACAUCACUCCAGAAUAAACACAGAAUCAGAAGACAAUGAAUGUGAAGAAACUGGCUUGGAUAAUUUUGAAAAUGAAUCAAAUAUUCCAUCUGUUGGUAAUAAUGGUCUAGAUGGAGAAUCCAGACGAGGGGAAGUAAUCAAAUUAUUGGAGGAGUGCAAGCAAGAAAAAAUAAGAUUGCCGAACACAUUACAAGAGAGUCACCAGCAGUAGAUAUCUCUUCUUAGGCAAGUCCUCACUGUCUUCCAACAACUUGAGCAUGUCACCCUGCGUCAGAAGGAAACAGCUGAUGACUUAAAAAAAUAUUUAGCAUUAAUAACAGAGAGUAGGAUUGCAGAUGAACAAGAAGGUUUUAGAAUGGGUAGGGAAUGUGUAAAUCAAGUGUUUACAUUGAAGUACAGUGGCUGCAAGAAAAAUUUAUACAUUUCCAAUGCAAAAAAAAAAAAAAUCCAUACACUAGAUAUUGGUGUAUACAUUUCACUUGAAUUUAUGCAAUAAGAAAAGUGGGCAGAGCUUGUGAUAACUUAGUGUACUGGAGCCCAUCUUGCUCCAAUGUUCCCCACCACCCCACACUUAGUGCUCUUCCAGAGCUGGACGAUGAAGGAAGAUUGUUACAUUGUUACUCAUUGCCCAUUUUUUUUCACUUGAUCAUGAACUUUGCCAUGCUAUAGCUCUGCUCCAAAUGGUCAGAAUGGGUCGAACUAAACUUUCAAUUGUAGAGAAGACUCGUGCACUCACCCUAUUAGAGCAAGGCAUGUCUGUGAUAUGCAUAGCUACAGACCUGAAGGUGAUUAGCAUGGCAAUUUACAACCUCAAGAAAGCAGUUGCCUCUCCCACCUGGCACUGUGCCACCUAGGAAAGUGGGGCCUGGGGCCCCCAAAAAGACUUCUUUUGGCACAGACAAGAUCCUGAAGAGGGAAGUGUUGUCAGAUCCUGCCAUAACAGGUGCAGACCUCAAGAAAAAGCAUCCUGUACUCCUGAAAGACGUUGCAGUGCGAACCAUUCAGCACCAACUGCAGAAGGAUCUGAAAAUCCCUGCUCGAUGUGCUGUCAAGCAGCCCAUGCUAAGUGAAGCCAUGAAGAAGAAACGGCUUCAGUUCUGCAAGAAGUACAAGGAUUGGACCUCAGACCAGUGGCAAAAGGUGAUGUUCAGUGACGGGAGUACCUUCAGGCUCAUCAGGAGCAGCUCUAAGAUCAUCCAUGGUCCCAGUGGUGUGUCUCGUUAUGACCCGCAGUAUGCCAUGAAGACAGUGAAGCACCCUGAGAGUAUUAUGGUCUUGGGUGCUUUUAGUGGUUAUAAGGGCA